AAGCUGCUGAAAGGGAACUUUGAGUGACUUGCUAUCUGUUGAUAAGAAAGCCCAGAAGGGAGGGAAUGAGAUCUGAGGAAAGAAAAAAUGUUCCAUUCAUCCACUAAGUAACCUUAGUCAGAGAGGGGCCACAUCGACUGCGCCUUCUUUUCUUCAUUGUAUCUAAGUUCCCUGGCAAUCAUACAGUAUUUACGACUGUUGUGCUAAUGUACUGCUCAGACCCAGAUCUGGUUUCUGUGAUAUGGAUGCAGGGAAAUUCCUGAAGGAGGGGUGGCAGAUGUCCGAAGGGGUACAAACAGCAGGAAUUAUCUUCAUAGUCUGCAGUUCUCUGAAACUUCUGCACUUUUUGGGGAUUAUUGAUUUCUCUGAGGAUGAUAGUGUGGAAGAUGAGUUUGAACUGUCUACAGUGUGUCAUCGGCCAGAGGGAUUGGAGCAGCUACAGGAACAAACCAAGUUCACCAAGAAAGAGCUGCAGAUUCUCUACCGAGGAUUUAAAAAUGAAUGCCCCAGUGGUAUUGUCAAUGAAGAAAAUUUUAAACAGAUUUACUCACAGUUCUUUCCACAAGGAGAUUCUAGCACAUAUGCACACUUUCUGUUUGAGGCAUUUGAUACAGACCAUAAUGGCUCAGUCAGUUUUGAGGAUUUUGUAUCCGGCUUAUCCAUUAUUCUACGAGGGACCAUUAAUGAUAGGCUGAGCUGGGCCUUCAACCUUUAUGACCUGAACAAAGACGGUUGCAUAACAAAAGAGGAAAUGAUGCAUAUCAUGAAGUCCAUUUAUGACAUGAUGGGCAAGUGCACAUACCCUGCCAUGAGAGAGGAUGCACCCCAGGAACACGUGGAGAGCUUCUUCCAGAAAAUGGACCGAAACAAAGAUGGAGUAGUAACCAGAGAAGAGUUCAUAGAGUCAUGUCAAAAGGAUGAAAACAUCAUGAGAUCCAUGCAACUCUUUGACAAUGUGAUUUAACCAGUUCACUGUGGAUACCAUCUACCCAUACCCACUCACCUCAUGACUAGACUGGACUGGAGUCUACCUUUGGUGAUGUUUCCUGGUUCAACUAAUAGAAUAGCUCAUCUGAAGAAAUAUUUAUUUCAUAGGAUUUUUUUUCAACUUCUGGAAUAUAGGACACAGUGACAAAAAGGAACACAAAGUGACUCUACAUGGAGAGUAUCAUUUUUCUAUAUUGACAAAACAAGAAACAUUAAUGAACUUCUGAAACUGCAAGGGUGUGGCUUGAAUUAUAAACUGAAAAUAAAUUGCACUGUAUCUAAGUGAUUUCUUUUUCUUAAUGCACGCAACAUUGUAUGGAAUGCCUCACUUUUUCCAGCAUGGCACUUUCAGCUACACUGAAGUUAUCUUUGUACAAUUUUCAAAAGGUGAUUAGGGCUGGCAGGGGGGUGAAGAGGACUGACAAAAAUGUAUUUAUUAACAUAAUGAAACAUGUGCUUGCUAGACAUGCAAAUAAAUAUGAUUUUCAAAGCUGACACACGUUAAUGCAUAACUGUUGCCACAUCCACAUGUACUCUGCACCCAUACUCAUACUCUGUCUUCCGUGCACCAUUUAUUUGUGAUUAUACUUUAGACAAAGUACAGUACCUCUAUCACUAAACUACCCCUGCACCGAGGAACAGAUGGAUGACAUUUUUGUUUUACAGUUGUAUAAGCAAAAAUGCUUUUCAGAAGUAUUGCUAGCAGUUAAAAAACUCUGCAGCCACCAAACUCAAUUCUGUGGCCCUAAAGGUUAUUUUGAAUUUUAAUUCCUACCCUUGUCUUUUGUAUAAUAUCACAAUCCAGCUCUUUUUUCUAUUACAAUAGUGUAUCAAUUUAGCAAUUUUCAUUUCUUUUGGUAGGUUGUUUUACAUGUCCACCAAGCUUUCUAUGAAAAUUCUUAUGGACAUGCUUUUGAAUGUUUUAGCUGCUAGUUUAGGUGAAUUGCCUUGCAUUCCUGCAUCCUAGUGCAAAUGUAUAAAAGAAAUCCUAGAUGUUAAAUUUGUUUUGCCUGCAAAAUAUGCAGUCAUGGUACAAGCAAUAUGCAGUAUUCCAGUAGUGUUUUACAUCCUUUUGUCUAGACAUGACAGUCCUUCACUCCUUCCCAAGUAAUCUAUGAAUCUUUUGCUGUCAAUGUAAACUUAAGCCCAGGGUAAGUUCAAGACAGUACAGCAGUAGGAGAUAUAACAACCUUACUUCUUACAGGAACCUGUGUUUAUCAUCCACUGACUGUUUUACAGAAUCUUAUCCUAUGUAUCACUGAUAUUUACUCUGUGUAACUGAUAUGAGCAGCUGAUUUUAGUCUUGGAAAAAUGAAUCCUUAGCCUGAAAUAACCAUCUUCCUUUUCAUGUACACAUUACUUAAGAAAAGUAUUGAAAAUUGGAAGUGCAUACUCAAUACAUUCAUUUUGUUACAUUGCUGUUUUUAUACAUGACAUCCAGUAUAUCAUUUCGAUUGUUUAUGAAAUAAUUUACCAUAAAAUCAAGUCACGGUGGGUGUUCA
Protopterus annectens (West African lungfish) is the source of this 2489-nucleotide messenger RNA. RefSeq names its product potassium voltage-gated channel interacting protein 2 (gene KCNIP2). The record is from RefSeq and is a predicted model, not a curated record. The transcript is spliced from 8 exons. Gene Ontology annotation, molecular function: potassium channel regulator activity; calcium ion binding. Gene Ontology annotation, cellular component: voltage-gated potassium channel complex. The coding region runs from base 242 to 964 and encodes 240 amino acids. NCBI's taxonomy places the organism in Eukaryota, Metazoa, Chordata, Ceratodontiformes, Protopteridae. Gene Ontology annotation, biological process: regulation of potassium ion transmembrane transport.